Messenger RNA from Penicillium angulare, 1479 nucleotides. RefSeq names its product CENP-N/CHL4 family protein. The record is from RefSeq and is a predicted model, not a curated record. The coding region runs from base 1 to 1479 and encodes 492 amino acids. The transcript has a single exon. NCBI's taxonomy places the organism in Eukaryota, Fungi, Ascomycota, Eurotiomycetes, Eurotiales, Aspergillaceae. Gene Ontology annotation, biological process: CENP-A containing chromatin assembly; chromosome segregation.
AUGGCGGGUCCUAAGAAAGCUCGAAUCCGAGCUCCAACAACAGCGAGCCUGCCAAACAACCUCCGUAUUCCAUCAACAGCACACUCCCUAAUCAAGACCUUGGGCAAACUAUCCCGGCAAGCAUUACUUGACCUUGCCCUUGAUUGGCUCGAUGAAAAAAACAUUCAAUCAUUCCCACCACAUCUCCAACAUGAACAAAACAACAACAACGAAGAUGAAGAAGCAUUACCAUACCCCGCGGCAGAUACCAUUGAAGAAGUCCGCCAAGUAUACGAGGACUUCCAAGAACGAAAAGGUGGCAAGCGAGAAGUUCUCGAGAGGAUCUUAGAAGGCGACUGGCGACAAGGUAUCACACUGCGACAACUUGCGAUGGCGGAUAUCCGCCACAUGGACGAUCAUCCAGCAAGUUUGCGCUGGACAGCUCUGGAACUCGGUCGCAUCGAUCCUAAACGGAACAAGUCUAGUAACAAGACAGCACCGGAAGACUGGUCUAGCAAUGUACCGCGCAUACAAGCAGCCAGCUUUGUCAAGGCUCUUCAGCGUGAAAUCUCCCCACUCGUCAAGGCACAUUACCAUCUCGCCCGAUCAUCAGCUCUACCUCUCACCAUUCUGCGCAUCUUCAUCGUCGAUUCUCCCUACCAAUCUCCUCGUCAAACGCCGGAGAUCUUCGCAGACUCUUCCCGCGUCAUAUACGUUGCUUUCCCUGAUAGUUGCCCCUUCAUUUAUACCUCCGUCACAGCAUCGAAUGGAUCCAAGACGCCCACACCCAUAACAAGCUCCAUUGCAACUGAUCCGCGCAGUCUGCAGCGACUAGUCCGCGACGCAGUUCCGAAAGCCCUCUCCCGACCGCAUGAGCGGUAUACCCUGAAAGCCACCGCGUUGGCGGCGAAAAACCUCCCAACCUUAUUAGCUCUGCGUGGUGCUGGUCGAUCAACCGCAGCAAAUGGCAGUUUCAGUAUUUUUGCCGAUUCCGCUCUCGAAGGAAGUCCAUUGGAUCCUCGUCCCUCAAAUACUGUUUCUGCACAGGAACACAUGCGUAGUGGACACAGACCUGUCAAGUACGACGAUAAGGAGAAUAUGAACCCCGCACAGAAUGCUGAGAAGUCUUCACGGAAAUCUGGGAGACGGGUAUCCGGCGUGGAUGAGUCUGCUGCUUUGUCACCGACGUCUAAAAAGCGUCGUCUGGCUGUUGACUCGCGUUUUGGGACGGCGGCCGUAUCUCUUACUCCGGCGCCGUUGGAUCGUCUGGAUGUUCGUCUUUUGGAUGGCCCUUCUGGUGGUGGAGAGGGGAGUCGCCUUGUUGGAGGUAUGCCACCUGUAUCUCUCACUUUCUCUGGGAGUGAUGUCAUUGGCGGAAUUCGCAAGCUCGCUGAGCUGGGCGUUAUUAACCCGGAACGAAUGCCCAGCUGGUUGACAGGUGAAGAGGCUGUGAGCAUGGCUGUUGUUCGCGAGGGUCGGCGCAUCAAGAAGAAUGAUUGA